GUAAAUUUAUCCCAGAGUUAGGCCUUAACUCCAAGAUAACUAUGACGGUGCACUGACUAACUCGAAGUUAGUGCUAACCCUGACUUUAACCCGAACCGGUGCAAACCUCCGCAAACGGAACGAAUCCAACACGAAGAACCAUGAUGCGGUGCUCUAUAAUUUUUGUCAUCUGUCAGUGGAAUGACAUGUGGUAUUUUUACAUGUAAAUGACACAUGCUGUGAUACGGCAAGUGUAAAUUUUGAGCAUUUUUUUGACAAAUAGCAAAUUAGAAUUUUGCACACAAGAUAUUUUAGCGGUAUUACUGUUACGAUAAACUACAAAAAUGUUUGUAAAGGAACUUAUUUUUAUUAGCACAGUAUUAUUAUAUGUUACAAAUGCAGAAUGGAACACCAAAGAUUUUAUGAAGAGGGAACACUCAUUGAUAAAACCGUAUUAUGGUACGGGAAUAGAUAUACCCUUUUGGCAGUUUAGGGGGACUACAAUCAUCACACCAAACUAUAUAAGACUAACCGAUGAUACACAAAGUAAAAGAGGUGCUAUUUGGAAUACUGCACCUGUAAACGUGAAAAAUUGGGACUUGCAAGUACAUUUCAAAGUUCACGGCAAAGGAAAAGACCUGUUCGGUGAUGGCAUGGUGAUCUGGUAUACUAAAGAUUAUAUGAUUGAUGGUCCUGUAUUUGGAAGUAAGGACUACUUUCAUGGCUUAGCGGUAUUUUUGGACACAUACAGUAAUCAUAAUGGACCCCACAAUCAUCAACAUCCAUAUAUAUCAGGGAUGGUAAAUAAUGGAACUCUUUCUUAUGACCAUGAUAGAGAUGGAACACACACUCAAUUGGCUGGUUGUGAAGCCAAGAUUAGGAAUCUAGACCAUGAUACCCACAUAUCUAUCAAAUAUGAAAAAGAUGUUUUAACUGUUUCAACAGACUUUGAAAAGAAAGCAGCUUGGAAACAGUGUUUCCAAGUGAAAGGUGUAAGGUUACCUACAGGAUAUCACAUUGGAAUAUCCGCAUCAACUGGAGAACUGUCUGACAACCAUGACAUAAUGUCAGUUAGGCUGUUUGAACUGGAUUUACCUGAUGAUCCUGAAACUGAUGAAGACAGAUCAAAAAUCGUGCCGUCGGCAGUAUUCUUUGAGCCGCCAAGAGAUCAUGUGGACGACCCCAAACCAUCAUCUUUGUCAGGCAUAAAAAUAUUCCUUCUGAUGCUGCUGGGUAGUGUAGCAAUUGUAGCGUGUAUAGUUAUGGGAAUUAUGUUCUACCAGAAACAGCAAGAAAAAAGUAGGAAGAGGUUUUAUUAAAUGGUUGUUAGGUAUUUGAAUAUUUGAUAUAAGAGUAAAAGUUCUAUUUCAGCAUUGUGCUAUGCAGACUUGAGAGAAGAUGGGGCCAGACAAAAAAAUUUUCUUCAUGGUUUUGUCUUUAUAAAGUUUUGAUAACCUUGGUCAAAUACAACAGGCAUAUACUUUAGUUGCAGCACUAACUCAGGGCAGUAAUGGUUACAUGAUCAUCAUACAAUGUUUUAGAUGUGGUGUAGAAAAAUGAUAUGCUCUUUUACAACUACAGUUUCAAUCUUUUUUAUCGAAUCUAUUAUAUCAGGUACAAAAUUCUUUGGAGUUCAUGAGCGUUUCAUUAUUGAUUAACAAUUGGGUACAAGUGCCAAACUACGAUUGUGCUUACGGACCCCACUCCAAUUGUAUUGCAGCGCCAGACGGAACCAUUAGGAACUAUUUAUAUUAAUGAUUAAAGCCGACAAAGUUCCUGAAAGUAAUAAAAUGUAUUUAUUUAAAUGUAUCUAAAUCUAUAUUUCGAUUUCUGGGUUUUUUUUGUUAAGCAUUGCGUCGCAAACUGAAAUAGAACUUUACUGCCGGUGUGGUAUUUAGGUAAUCGAAAAUCAUGUGAUCGGUAAACAUGGCCAUUUUUAGGAUUAUCCCGUAAACUGAUAGUUUUCUAUUUUAAAGUUUAACUACUCUAAUUUGCACGAAAAAAUUGAACUGCACAUCACAUUUGGCAUGUCAUUCAGUAUUACUGCUUCCCCAUCCGUUUAAUGCUCAUGCAAAAUAGAAAACUAUCAUAUUAUAAGUAAAUCUUCUAUUGAGAUCUUAAUCCAUUCUAAUGCUGUUUGGUAAAAGAUAUUUUGACACAACCGUUAUCAUUAGUGGGGGUUUAUACGACUGAUUAUUGAUAUAUUUAGCUGCUCUAUUAUCACCAGCUACUAAAAAAUAUAGACCUCUUAAUUCACUCAUAACAUCAAAAAUAAAUCGUUGCGAUGGGCGAAGGAGCAGGGGUGUAAAUGCAGCGUGAAAAUGACCGACUUUUAUUGAAUUCUGUUCUGUGGCAACUUUAAGAAAAAGAUUCCGGGUCGGUGUGUUUUCAAGAGGGCCCACUUUUUCAGUACAUCGUAUAAAUCAAGUGAUAAAUUGUUUUAUUCCAUACACUGAAACAGAAUCAUGAAAAUAUAAAUUCUCGUCUUGUUUUUCGUUCAGGGAGAGAAAUGCUAGGUCUCAAGAAGGCAUUGCGGUUAAUAAUGACGAUUUCAUGAGUUAGUAGUGAAAAAAUAGGUAUGUCAGGUCAUUCAGCUCUCAUUUGAAGAGGAUUCUCGGCAUCUCGGUAAAAAAGAAAAACGUCAACUUUACAAGCACUACGUAUCUAAUAGCCCAAAUUGAAGAUACAGAUACUCAAAAAUGAAUCAAACAUGUGUCAUGCUGCUUAUGUAGGAGCUUGAUUUUACAGUAUCGAUAUAUACAAUUCAGAAGUAUCAAGAGAUAUGAAGACAAAAAAUUGUAUAGUCAAAAUCGCGAAAGAUGACUAUUACGUCAUAACAUAAAUUGUACUGGAGUAAUCAAUGGACGUACGUCGAUGAUAAAAUCACGAUGUCAGGAACAAUAUUUAUAACGGGUGAUUUUUUAAGAGGUAUAGGAUUUGAUUUUCAAAAAAAAACACAAAAAAUUUGAAAAAACUAUUAAAUCUUCAUUUGAGUCGAUAGAACGGUCGAUAUAAUUUAAUGUUUAAAGAUUAUUUCAUGUAAAUGUUGGCCGCGGCUUCGCUUUAGAUGGCAUAUGCGGAAGGUCCAAUUUUGGCACACUCUCUCCAACAUAUCGGCCGGUAUCUCACGAAUGAAUGCUUCAAUAUUGGCUUCCAGUGCGUCAAUCGUUGCUAGCUUAUCCCUGUAGACAUUAGCCUUAACAUGACACCACAAGAAAUAGUUCAACGGCGUUAAAUCACACGAUCUAGGCGGCCAAUUGUCGGGCCCCAAACGGGAAAUAAACUGUUCACCGAACUCGCCUCUCAAUAGGGCCAUUGUUUCGUGUGCGGUGUGGCAUGUGGCACCGUCUUGUUGAAACCACAUGUAAGCCAAGUCCAGCUCUUCCAUUUUGGGCAAAAAAAAAGUUUGUUAUCAUCGCACGGUAGCGCUCGCCAUUCACAGUUACGUUCCGGCCAUUGUCGUCUUUGAAGAAGUACGGCCCGAUGAUGCCACCGGCCCAUAAUCCACACCAAACAGUGAUUUUUUCUGGAUGCAUUGGUAGCUCUUGCAAUGCUUCUGGCUGGUCUACACUCCAGAUCCGGCAAUUUUGCUUGUUAACGUACCCAUUCAACCAGAAAUGAGCUUCGUCGCUGAACACAAUUUUUCGAUAAAAUGUGGAUCUUCCUCCAACUUUGCCAGCGCCCAUUCACCAAAUUGGAAAGGUUGCGGGAGGUCGUGUGGCUUCAAUUCUUGCACCAGCUGUAUCUUAUAAGGUUUUACACCCAAAUCCUGUCGCAAAAUUUUCCACGUAGUGGAGUAACAGAGGCCCAAUUGCUGCAAACGGCGGCGAAUCGACAUUUCACGGUUAUCACUAACACUGACGGAUACAGCCGCAAUAUUUUCUUCAGUCCUCACUCUACGUCUGCGUGUUGGUGGUUUAAUGUCCAAUAAUGUAAAUUGGGUUCGAAAUUUAGUCACAAGCGUCCGAAUAGCUCCCUCAGUAGGCCGAACAAAUUGCCCAUAAAUUGGAAGCAGUGCUCGAUGCACUCUCUUAACCGAGCAUGGAUUUUGAUAGUAAAAUUCAAUAAUUUGCAAGCGUUGUUCGUUCGUAAGUCGAUUCAUGGUCAAAUUAUAGACCAAACUGAACAAGUUUGACAAUGACACAAGACACGAUUCACGCGUCAUCUGUCAAAAACAGUGUUGCCAAAAAGAUACUAGCAAAAAAAUCACCCAUUAUUAUGAUUUUGCGAAGUUAUAUUUCACUGAUUAUUUUUAUUUUGAUUUUAUUUCAUGCUUUCGAGUGAUACCUUAAUAAUAAUUUUAGUGGGGAGUUUUUGUUUUGAAAAAAAAAACAGUUAUGAGUAGAAUACCUUAUGAAAGGAACACCAAAGACCAAAGUAUUAUUCGAAAACAACCUAACCUGCUUUAACAUAACCUAAAUAUUCAUCUUUCAAAUAUGACCGAUCGUGCGACAUGAAAACAUCGUCUAUCUUUGUCGGAUACACACAAAUUAGCAAUACAGUUUGUUUAGACAAUAAGAUUCUGUUUGUCUCUGUUUAACAUAUCUGAAACUUUAUUAAAAGUAUUCACAAAUCGCUGACUUUUGUCUUUACUACAGACGAAAAUGAUGACGUAAUCGUCAUCUUUCGUAAUUUCGACUAUAGUUUUGAUUAAUUUGAGGAACGACGAAAAAUAAUUUACUUAUAACUUGGAUAUAACCAAAACAUAAUAAAAUUGCAUUACAACGUUGUGCAAAAUCGGAGUGAAAAGCUUUAAAACCUCCACCUUGGGGUUGGCGCGACUGGGAACCGAACAUAAAUUAUAACCAUAACCUAUACUUACCUUGAACAUGUUCUGCCUUGCGAGUUUUAAUUUUACAUAUAUAGCAGUGUCUCGCCAUUAUUAUCGCAAAGACGCAAAAAAAUCACUGCAGAUAAAAGUAAAAUUGAAAUGAGAUGUUGCUCCGUCAGCACGAAAACUCACAUAAUGUUUACGCAUCUCAUACGAUAACUACGUAUGCGACGUUGUCAGUUGUUGUUAAAAAUAACCAAAUAAAUACCUUGUCUCAUCAAAUCAUGAAAGGAAUAUUCAUAAGUACAUAUGAAUAUCUUUGCUCGUUGUUAACUUAUUAAUAGAUAGUGAUACCAACUAUAGGUAGAAAGCAUUUUCGGAGAUUCAUUAGCCUCCAUUGAGGGGCUUUGCAAAUCUCCGAAGAGAUUUCGGAAAAAAUCCGAAUGUAAAUAGGUCUAUAUUUUUCAGUAGUCGAUGUGUUAUAACUAACCAGUGUAUUGUAUGAACAUGUCCUUUAAAGCAACGAGGAUCGGCUUCAUAAUCUCCAUCUAGUAGUUAACUGUCAUCAACUCUCUAACUGCUACUUAACUAGAUAUUGUGAAACCGGCCUUAGCCACCAUGUAAGGAAAUAUAUAAAAUUUUUCCCAUGUGAUUAUCACAUUUUCCCAUAUGCAGUAAUGACAGUAGACGAAAGAAAAUUUAGCAUAUCGCACAGGAUUCAGACAUUUGUUAAGUAAGGGUUGUAUCUUCAGUCGUUCGUGCAAUUGUAGGACUCCUUUAUGGCCUCCUUGAUUUUCAUAGUUUGAGGUUAUGUUACAAAUAUCUCUUUGCAUCAAAUUGUUAAUUCUUUUGAUUUACAUCAUCUGUUAUGUCAGCCUGACAUCUACAAUUCAAAAAGAAAACAUAACCUCACAAUAGGAGAGCGCUGUCACGAAACAGUAGAAAUCUAGAAAUACCCCAGCCUUUCUGAAGGAGAGAAAAGACUAUGAAAAUCAAGAAUGCCCUAUUGUAGGAACGACUCAUGAUACAGUCUAGUACAAUAUGUAUUAUUCAUCAUAAAUGUUAUUUGCUUACCGUUUGAGAGGUUAAACAUAGCUGCCCUCCAUCUUGGGCAAAUGCUAUCAAUUUAUACUCAUUAUUUUCCAACAAUUAGUGAAUGACACCAGAUUUUUCACAUAAUAAAUCGACCUGAACAGUGCAUAAAAUUUAAAAGCUCUUGCUGUUUUUGAUUUGUUCAAAAAUGAAUAAAAAGGACAUGUUUCAUGUUAUUAUUUGAAUAUUAAAUAUAAGUUCAAUUGUGCACAGUCUAGUCUGUUAAUACUAUAUAUAACCUAUAUGUCCAGCCAAACAUUAACAUUGAUGAACAUUUCAACGCUGUUCUAUACAUCUACAUUUUUAGUAUAAAAAUAUUCCUAUCUGAAUUAUUCCGGAGAGAAAUUGUAUUCCACUGUUAUUUAUUGGAAUUUGGCAUAUACAGGGUGUCUCAACCGUGCAAAGAUGGAGUAUUGCUCGUAAACAAAAGGUUUUCAAAGAAAAAUAUGGAUCAUUAUAUAUGGUAUCUCAAGGCAUGUUUCUAAAAUAUCCACAAUUAUACCCACAUAUCAAAUUUGAUUUUUCUUAAAUGGAAUGGCCUACUUUUUAUCACACAUUUGGACCGGUCCUUUCAAAAAGGAACAAGACUGGCAUAUAACAUAUUAUUAUUAGUUGUUGAAUUAAUAUUUUAUAUGAAAAACAUCUAAGUUUGACAAUCUGAAAUCUGCUAUGUUGAUAGGUGGAGCCGUGAAUAAUUCCAAUUUUUUUUAUUUCAUACAAUUUCAACCAUUUUUCGAUUUUUUAUGCAAAAAAAUUAAAUGGAACACCCGGUAUAUUUUUGCACUAUCGAAUUCCUAUUUUCAUGAGAUUUUUAUAAAUAUAAAAUUGCUACCAGUUUGGUCAAACUGUAUCUGCGUUAUAGAUAUUUAUUUCAAUAAGUUGAUCAUUUUUCUUUUCAAUUAAGUGGAAAAAAGACAAGUAAAAGAUUAAUGACUGUCUAUAAAAUCAAGCUUUCAAGUAAUACAAUGCUUUUGUGUUGUAAUUUAUUAUUACAGAUAUAUAAUAUAAAAUUAAUUUUUCGUAGGUUUGAAAAUGGCGAUUAUAAGUAAAAAUAACUAAAAUUUGAACUAUUUGUACUACUAUAGAAAAUGCCCUGAUGUUGAACAUACAAAGACUUCGAAUAUAGAGGAUAUAAAGCAGAGAAUACGAGCAUUUCUAAAUGUCAGUGAACACAUUACAUUCAUUUAAAGAUUUCGAUUGUAUGUUCAACAUUUAGGGUUUUUCUUCUAUCAUAGUAAACAUAGUUUAAAUUUUGGUUAUGUUUACGCAUAGCCGGCAGUUUCAGCCAUCUCAAAAAAUUUAUUUCAUAUCAAAUCAAUCUGUAAUAAUGAAUUGCAAUACAAAAAUAUUUCAUUACGUGGUUUCUAGAUGAAAGCCUAAAUUAAUAAUCCUUUACUUGUUUUUUGUUUCUAUAUUCUAAUCAUAUUACCAAAUUUCCCCGAAAUAAUUGAAAAGUCUGGUUUUAUUGGUGCAAGUUUUUCAAUGAGGUAUUUAUUUAAAAGAUGGAUGCAUAAAAUGCGAAAACUUCUUAUUUGACAACAAAAAAUGAGAAAACGCGUUUUUUUGUGUCUAGCAAGAUACCAGGUAUGCAGACUAUCAAACCUUGAUGUUUUUUUAGACAAAAUACCUAAUAGCUCAAUAAAACCCAUAAGUGUAUCCUUCUUUUAAAAGGAUAUACCCAAAUAUGUAAUAAAAAGUGGAACAUUCCAUUAAAAAAAAAAAAGAAAUUUGAAUGUGAAUCAUAAUUGGGACACCCUGUAUAAUUAUACAGUUUUCUUUGAAUAGGAGCAAUACUCCUUCCUCGCACGGUUGGGACACCCUGUACAUACUCCUGUAUGACAAAACUUCUUCAAAUUCCAAAUCAUCAGUUAUGAUACAAUAGGAGUACAUAGACAAGAAUUUUAGCAUGGAUUGUUUCUUUUAAAGAAAAAGGUCAUUUCCAAAAAAAUGACGAGUUACAUGUUUCACUUGCUAUACAGAAUUAAGUUUGUAUGUAUAUUGUUGAAAUGUAACUACAUAUACAUAGGAUGCUCCCUAUAUUUGUAUAUUAGGAAAGAAAUGAUAUUAGAAUUAAUUUGUAUAAUUGUAAUUUUAUUUUUACAACAGUACAUUUAUAAAAAUUAUACAUAUAGGUUAUUCCAUUCACUGUAAAAGUACUGCAACCAUUCAUUGACUGAAAUUACAUUAAUUGUUUACAUAUUUAUUUCAUCAACUAAAUUCAUCUAUGGAAAUCUCCAAAAAGAACAACAGAUAUUUUGUAUUAUGG
Molecule: messenger RNA, 8108 nt
Organism: Acanthoscelides obtectus
Lineage: Eukaryota; Metazoa; Arthropoda; Insecta; Coleoptera; Chrysomelidae
Source: the annotation of a GenBank genome assembly